Messenger RNA from Topomyia yanbarensis, 1858 nucleotides. RefSeq names its product N-acetylglucosaminyl-phosphatidylinositol de-N-acetylase (gene PIG-L). The coding region runs from base 334 to 1290 and encodes 318 amino acids. Gene Ontology annotation, molecular function: N-acetylglucosaminylphosphatidylinositol deacetylase activity. The transcript has 3 exons. The record is from RefSeq and is a predicted model, not a curated record. Gene Ontology annotation, biological process: GPI anchor biosynthetic process. NCBI's taxonomy places the organism in Eukaryota, Metazoa, Arthropoda, Insecta, Diptera, Culicidae. Gene Ontology annotation, cellular component: endoplasmic reticulum.
AAAAAACAAAUCGUAAAAGUAAACAAACCAAAAAAAUGUUUCACUGUGGGAAAAACUAAACCAAAGAAUCGUCUCCGUCGUCCCGUGUGCCAUUAAUUAGGUCUAUUUUUGUUCUAUCGUUGUGCGUGCGUGCGCUCUUUUUUAUUACAAUUUUAUAAUCCGAGACGUUAUCUGCUAGUGAUUCGGAACUUGUGAAAUUUUCGUUUAUAUCAAGGUCUUCUGGCAAUAGUUUGUUUCUGUUUAUGUUUUUUUCCUCGAAAUCAUCGUCUGAAGUGAUUUCGACUUGAAGUUCUAUCCCCGCCGGAAAUAACCGGUGAUGAGUGUAGUCGGGAAAUGAACGAAAACGGUACGCUUGUAAGGCAGUCUGGAAUUAUAUCCCCCGAGGAAGAGGUAGUGGAGGAAAUAGCUGAUCCAGAAUCGAGCUAUCUCGAAGAACCGCUAUCGUAUUAUCAUUUUUUUCGGAAUCAACUAGUGAUUUAUUUACAAGAAACACUGGAUCAUAUCGUGUGGGUUGUCCUUAUUUACACGCUACUAUGCUUGGUCUUGUACAAACUGCUUUUUCAUCGAUGUGGUCGGUGGCUCAAAUUGCUGCGCAGGAGUCGUCUGCCGCCUCGGGCCAAUCGCGCAAUACUGGUAACGGCCCACCCAGAUGACGAAUGUAUGUUCUUCGGGCCCACAAUUCUGGAACUGCGACGGCAAAAUUGUCGAAUUUUUCUGCUGUGUCUGUCCGAAGGAAACUAUGGACAGAAAGGAGAACAGCGUCGCCAGGAGCUGUGGGAUGCUUGUGAUUCGCUAGGUAUCAAAUCGGAGGAUAUAACGCUAAUGAACGCAACCCAUUUGCGAGACGAUCCGGCGCUUGAAUGGAAAACGGUCACAAUCGCCAACCAAAUACUGAAACAUCUGGAAGCCCUAGACGCCGACCUGUUACUUACGUUUGAUAAGGACGGUAUCAGCGGUCAUCCGAAUCACAGUGCCAUCUACUAUGCGACUGCUUCACUCUGUCUGUCCGGACUGAUCCCGACUAAAUGCAGAGUUUUGACAUUGGAAUCUAUCAAUCUCUGUAGAAAGUACAUCUCAGUGCUGGAUCUGCCGAUCACGUUGCUGCUUUCUACCCAUUGGGUUGUGUUAAGCUGGCAUUCGCGACGGGCGGUACAGAAUGCAAUGCGUCUUCAUCGUUCGCAACUCGUCUGGUUCCGGAAACUGUACAUCAAAUUUUCGCGCUACAUGGUUAUCAAUUCGCUGCGAGAAAUCAACCAAUCGGACGUGGAGUUUGAAAUUCUUGAUUCGUAAUGUGCGCGAACAGAAUAACACAAUCGAAUAGGACAAAAGACCCGAUUCGCAACAGCGUACGAAGAAGGUAGGUGAGAAUAUUAUCUUUUUAAUUUCGGACGUUUUUACUCCGGGAUAUUCUAAACAACAUACAACAUGGCGAUAUGAUUUGUAGCCAUACGCUAGGUUAGCUUUAAGAUCUAUCAAAUCUUAGUCAUCAUACACAGAGUAAAACACAAAAGUAGAGAAACACGAUAAACGACAUCGAAAAGAAGCUUUAAGCUAGUCCUUUCGGUAGAAGCGAAACGCAGAACACGACUGUAACAGUAGCGAAAUUAUUUUGUUACAUUUUGAACUAGAUAAAUAUUGAUUGAAGCUUAUUCUCCUCGAGGAGUAAUCUGGUCUGAACCAGUCAUGGGCCUAUAAAUACGCCAUUUAGUCACCAGUGAAACCGAAGGCAAUAUUUUUUUAAAGUACCUAUUUAAAAAGUACAUGAUCAAACACGAGCUAUUUUUUUGUACAUACUCAAACGCGAUGAAAUGUAUGUUUAAACUUGGCUUUGUUUAAUAAAUUUUUUCAUCUAUUUCAA